Messenger RNA from Liolophura sinensis, 5999 nucleotides. Its product is annotated as zinc finger protein 37 homolog. The coding region runs from base 56 to 2197 and encodes 713 amino acids. The record is from RefSeq and is a predicted model, not a curated record. Lineage: Eukaryota; Metazoa; Mollusca; Polyplacophora; Chitonida; Chitonidae. The transcript has 9 exons. Gene Ontology annotation, biological process: regulation of gene expression. Gene Ontology annotation, cellular component: nucleus.
AACAAGGUUAACGCCUCUACUGCGAUAGCAGACGAGACGGUUAGCCAAGUUGAAAAUGGCGACCGUGAGAAGAAAGGGAAAAAGCCCUAAAAAGACAUUAAAAAUGUCACUGAGGAAAGGUAAAUCAACAAAUGAACAAAAGGAAGCUCCUAUAGACUCAUCUGAGGACGAUCAUGACUCGGAUCAUUCAGAAAGAGGACAAUCCCCUUUCUCAAAUAUGUCUCUGGACGUCCUGGCUCAAGUUGCCUCUGCUACCUUGGAGAAGGAGCCAAGACCUAAAGAGCUCCAGCCACAGAGAAGGUUGACUCGUAGAAGCAUCCAAAGUCGAGACAAUUUGAACUUGGAACAAAUCCAGUUAUUAUCUGAUCGGUCAUUAGUUGACUUUUUUGCUGAUUUGAAAGCCAAUGAGAUGCGUCGGAAUUACACUUUUGUGUGUUAUCUGAUGCCAGAGAAAUGCCAAGCACAGUUUUCUAGCUUUGGCAAUGAAACACAGGCUCGUCUAAAAAUGAAAAACCAUUUGAGUCAACAUUUAUUGGAGCUUGAACAGUUGGAAAAGAGUAACGAUGAACUCUUCUCAGCAGAACCUUUGCCUGCAAGGAAAAGACGAUUGGCAGAAGCUGCUGUUCUCCAUAAGAGAAAGAGAAAAGGAAUCACUUCUGCCAAGAACAAAGUUAAAAGGAAUACACCUGAGAUAUACGUUUUGCCAAAAGGGCGGUUGGUCAAUUUAUCAGAACUGGCAAAUCAUUCGCCUGAAGACUCUGAAAGCCCAAGCAAAAGAAGAAGAAAGUUUAUGAAACAAGGCAAAGACAACUCUGAGAAUGCUUCUCCAGAGAAGCAUAGAUCUGAUGAUUUUGAAUCUCAUACCAGAAAGAAAACCAAAAAUAUUGACUCCACAAAAGGAAAGCAAACUGUAAAACAAAGAGGCGCAAAUAACAAAAAGGGGUCACAACCUGACUCGACUACUAAAGGCUCUUUGCCAGAUGAAACUGAACGGCGUAUAGAGGAAAAUGAACAGUUCAUUAUUGACUUAUUGACUAGGAAUCAACCUCAUCGGGACCACUGUUACACCACCAUCUUUGGGAAGAAGCGUGGAAUAGAUGCAGUCCAUUUGGAGAUGGAUUCAUCAGAUGAUGAAGAUGGCACUGUUGAUGUUGGUGACAGCAACUCGUACUAUGGUAAUUUCAUAGAGCAGCUCCGUAAGCCUGUUGAGCCAGUGCUUCUAUUCCGUCGUAUUCCGGGGGAAGAGGGGACCCCUAUGGUGUGCUGCGAGGAGAUCGUUGGAGGGGAGGAGGAAGAAGAGGAGGGCCACUCUGGAGAAAAGCCAUAUCCUCCAAUGCCCAAGUCUGCCUUAGCAAAAAAAGGUCGUAUUCCGGUACCAGAGGAGAAUAUGUCUUUCAGUGAGGAUGAGGAUGGAACUCCAAAGAGGAAGAGGAAAAACACAGUUAAAGAGGGUUCUGCAGAAUGGGAACGAAAGUGUGCAUUAAGAUGUAUAAGAGAAUUGAAGGGGAGAAAGAAGGAUGACUCAUCAUCACCACUGAUGUGCAAAAUCUGUAAAGACAAGACUUUUACAGCCUGUGCAACCUUAAUGUAUCAUUAUCGUAGUCAUGCGGGAAUAAAACCCUUUGUAUGUCUGAUAUGCAACACCACUUUCACUCGUCAACACAGCCUGAACUACCAUAUGUUAAUCCACAACAACCAGAGCCGUUUCACCUGCAAAGAUUGUGGCCGAAAGUUCAGACAUCCCAGUCAUUUUAAGGAACAUCUAAGGAGACACACAGGAGAAACCCCCUUUGAGUGUACAGAUUGUCCACAAAAGUUCAAAACCAGGAAUACAUACAAGCGGCACUUGAAGACUCGUCAUGGGAAACUGUUGACAGCAAGUGGAAUUCACAUUUUGUCGCGCGAGGAAUUUUUACUUGUGCGAACAAAACCAUACCGUAAGGGCGAGGAAUCUGAGGAGGAGGGUGACAUUGCUGAUAUUGCUGAGGAAGAUUUACUAGACUCUGGCGAGGAGUCCGAAAACAUUUCAGUCACAGACAAUACUAACUUGGCUCUGCCAGUUAUCACACAGAGCACAAACCUCCCCUUGCACCUAGCCUCCCAGCAGUUGUCUGCCCCUGGUAGCACUGUCCAUGGCCAUGUCCUGCCUUCAGGACAUCUUCUUGUUCCAGUGGAUGUUCAGUUUGUCAUGACUUGAUUCAUUCAGCUUGAGCCUUUUUUCAGUUGAUCUGUCUCUGUCCUGUGUUGAGGACACCUGAACAAUUUAAGUGGACUUACUUCCCAUUCUCCUGGAUAGAGAAUGUUUCAUUGGACAUCUUUACAAGUCUGGUACUGCUGUUUCUAUUUGCACUGUAUUUCUACAUGUGAUUUAAAGUAAAGCUCAAACAGCUCUAAAUCCUGAGGAAUCCGGUGCUCAGUUUCAUGGUACAAACAACAUAAUACAUUAUUUUUCAAAUGAUUUAUUGCAGUGCAUUCCGAAAAUCAAUAAUUUAUGUUGUUAUUAAAAUCAUCUUUUUGCAUUUCUUUCACAUUGGUGAUGCUUGUUAUUAGGAUAUGAUGCAUCAGCAACUUUUACAAUAUUCUAUCUCUGUUACAAUGCUACUGUUAAUCUACGGACCAAUCAUUGUUUUAUAUCUGUUAUCACUGUUAUGUUGUUCUUGAAGUAUAGACAUGUCAUAUAUUUAAAACAUAUGUACCAUAGUGGAUGGUUAUUUAGCCUGGUGCUGCAAUAGCUGAGUAUAGAUUUUUAAUCCUCUUAUUGUAUUUAUUUAGGAUGGACUGGUAAUCCAAUGCUUUACACUUCAUUAUUCUACAUUCAUGAAUGUACUUUAGACUUUAUACACAUUGAAUGUUAUUUAGGCUCUUACCCAGCUGUGGUGCUAAGAGUUCAGGCGUUAGGGUUAGUUGUCUUGGUGCACAAAUUUUCUGAACUCAGUGAACGUCUUACAAAGUUCUGGAAUUUUCAUCCAAACAAUGAGUAUAGUCUGGCCACACAAGUAAGUUUAUAAUUUUUGCUGACAUUUCAAUCUUGGGUAUGGCAUUUCAUAAAAAUAAGUUGAGACAAGGUUCAUGCUAAGCUUUGUGAUUUUAGGGACUUUGAACACAGUAUGCUAUGUGUUGAUAUCUUCUGACAAGCUUAAAGGACAUGUUUUUGUUAACUAAAAAUAUCUUAUCUCAUGAGAUAAUUUAUUUCUUAAAACGAACAUAAUGGCAGCCUCUAAAGCUGAAUUAAUUAAUAAACUAGUAUUCAAGAAAUGUUCUGUAAAUAUUUUAAAAAUUCUACACCUCUCAUCAACAAAGUAAAUAGCAAAGGAUCGUCAGUACCUAGCCACUCAUUGCAUUACACCAUUUUGCCAUGUUACAGUUAUCUAGAGUGACGUCACGAAACCUAGGAGCUCUCCAGUAUUGUUGGUAUUAAUAUGUCAGUGAGAAAAUACAAACAGAAACGCCUGAUACCCAACCAAAGAGUAUCAGUUCUGUCCCGUUUUCAAAGGGUUGAUGUUUCUUUUAGCCUGGCGCUCAGCCUGGGCGAUCUUCUUGGGCACAAGUGUCAUGUUUUAGCAUUCCUGCUUGUUCUCGUCCUCGACCUCGACCUGCAUGGGUGUAAGCAUUAGGCCUGGCUGGCUGUACCGACUUCGGGAAAUGUACGGAACAUGGGAGGACUUUUGUGAUUUAUAACAGACUCUUUUAUGCAGACUUUGGAAAGAUAUUUUUGUAAUAAAUCUGACUUUGCUAAGGAAAAAUAAUGCAAUGCCACAAUAUUCAUCUCCAGGCAAUGACUCUCCCGAGGCGGUUUUCUAGCCAGCUCAACCGUACAAGUUACUGCAGCCUCCUGCCCAACACAUAUGCAUUGUGACACGGGUAGGCGUUCUCAGUUCCCUGUGAUAAAUAUGUGGUUCAAAAUGCAUCAGUUUAACACUUAAAAUGGCUGCAAAAUGUGAUACAUUGCAUCAAUUUCUGUCUAUCAACUAUGAGAAACCACACUAACAAUCAAGAGCUAAUAGGUUUUUGGACGCGACAGCGGCUUCUACAACACGGCUACUGUGAGUGAAUUAUUGGCCAGUGCCAUAUCCCCAAUGCUAAACUUCAUCCUCUCGGCUUUUCAAAACUUUUUAGAAUUAUUUAGAUAUUUUUCUGCGAUAUCCUCGUUUCUUUGUAUGUAUAGUGGCAGACUUUAUGUUCACGUUAAAUACUUAGUAGAUUGUCCUGAACAGUGUUGAAAACUAUCUUGUACUUGCAGGGCUUAAUAGAAGUUAAUUCAGAAGCUGCUGUUCAAAAUACUGAUAAAAAGGUGCUCUUUUUAGGUAAAAGUUGAUGUAUCAAAAUGACCCAAAAGUGCCUUUUGGGAAGAAAAAGGCCCUGCAAUACCUAGAUAAAGCGUAUGUGAAGUGAUAUUUGAAGGGAGACGACUGUAGUUACUAAAGACUUCAUGGUGACCAUGAAACAUGACUCUUACACAGCCUACACAUUUACUUAGAACAAGGAUCAAUUGACCAGUGUGAAAGACUGCAAGUUACAUUGUUGUGGUAUUUUAGGUCAGGAUGUCUCAAAGCAAAUCCGACUAAUCUGUUUAAUUAGUCAAAAAUUUAAUCUGUUCAAAACAAAUGUGAUCAUCCCAUAAUUCUACUUAAUAAGACACGAUGUGUGAGUGAUAAAUUAUCUGUGGUAAAUUGACCAAUAUCAUUAACUACAUAAAACAUAUGUGUCAUUUUGCAUGAAUGGUGAAGUUUAGAUUAAAAUCUAUAAUGCUGGGUGUGCAGCCUCUCUGAGCAUGAAUCAGCUGGAUAAAUAUAUGAUCUUGCUAAUGGGUACUUUUGUUUGUAAAUGAAAAAAAAAGGGAAGAAAAAAAAAUCCAAAUGAAAAGAAGGAUGUUUAUCACUAAGUUUUGGAAGUGUGGGCUGGGAGGAUUUUCCAUAAGCCCCUUUUCCAAUUUUGUUCUCCAUACCAACAUUCAGCAGGGUCUUAAUGUACGCAGUGUUGCAUCAUAAUUUUUAUGUGAUGAUGCAACACUUUUUGUGAUGUCACCAUGCAUCAACAUUGUAACGCUAUGAAUUUAUACUGCAUACAUAUAUAUUUUUGGCAUACAUAAACAAUGUUGUGCAACAGUUCUGUGUAAAAUACCAAGAUGGUCUAUUCCAUAAGGUAAAUCUUGUUUUUCUGAACACAUGGUAUAAUGCCCACAAAGUAUGUCUCUUGCUCAUUCUUUUGUAUCUUGGGAGUAAGGUUAGUUUCGAGCGAAUUUCUGUGAACAGUAUAUCAAAGAAUCAAUGCUCCCAGAUGCAUUAAACUGCUUUUGCGUUAUAUUAUUUAUAUCCUUUUGUUGUACUGAAUGAUAUAUACUGGUUGCAUGAAGAAUUACAGAUCUUUUUGUAGAGCUGUUCUGACUGUUGCAAAACUGAACUUAAAAUUGUCUUUUAGAAUGACAGUGGAAGGGGAUUGUAUUCAGUUAUAUAAAUUUAUUGAUUUGUUUUGUGUUUGCAUGAUGGUAGUUUUGUGUCUAAGUGAGUAAAAAGUUUGUAACGGUAAAAAGGUAUAGUUCUCCUAAUUAAAAGUUGACAAGUAUAAUACAGAAGACAUAUUAAACACCCAUCUUCAUGGAUCUGGCAGCUAGUAUUGUAAGUGACUGUGCGUAUGGACUGGGGGAGGAUACCUCAUAUAUAGUAACUGAAUACUAGUUGUACACACUUUUCACAUUAUACAUGGUUCAAUAUUCCCAGUUAGACUGGAGAGGCUAUUUAGAUUGUCUUGAUGUAUUAAUGUUGUGUUUACGUACAUUGAUACUUUAGACUUUUCCAUACAUCCCCUCUGAACUAUACAAGGGACUUUUUGUGUAGUAUAAAAAUUCAUUUUCAUGUCUCCAUUUCUUGUACCUUGUUUGCAGUACUGGUUACUGUCCUACACCUACCUGCUGGUAGCAGGGUUUAUUGUAAUGUAUAUAUACAAAUAACUUCAACUCUAUUACAAAUACAAUAAAAAUGACAUAUACUGUAUUUAUGUAU